Messenger RNA from Drosophila guanche, 1575 nucleotides. RefSeq names its product bromodomain testis-specific protein-like. Bases 99 to 1421 code for a protein of 440 amino acids. The transcript has 2 exons. Gene Ontology annotation, biological process: chromatin remodeling; regulation of DNA-templated transcription. Gene Ontology annotation, cellular component: nucleus; chromatin. The record is from RefSeq and is a predicted model, not a curated record. NCBI's taxonomy places the organism in Eukaryota, Metazoa, Arthropoda, Insecta, Diptera, Drosophilidae.
UUCUAAAAGGCUAAAAGGUUUAACGUUUAACGUCGUGCGACCAUUCAAUUUCCAAAAAAAGGUUUAACUAAACCACCAGCAAGAAGAAAAGACAUACAAUGGAUGAUAAGCGGCGUGAAGACUUUGCGAAAGCUUUAUACGUGCUCGCCAACCAGGGCCCAAAGGAGCAGCGGCCGCCACGGUGUGAGCCCAGAGUGCAGCCGGUUAAUGGCAUUGUGCAGCCCCCGGUGAUGCCGCCACCCAAUCGUAAGGGAAGGGUCACCAAUUUCCUGUUGAAACUGAAAACCGCUGUGAAUGCGAUGUUGCGCAACCCUUCCUCGCUGCACUUUCGCCAUCCUGUCAAUGCUGUAAACCUGAAGAUCGGGGACUACCACGAAAAAAUCGCAAACCCCAUGGACUUGAACACAAUCAAGAAAAGAUUUGAGUACACAUACUACUGGGGCGGAGCAGACGUCCUGGAGGACAUUCUACUGAUUUUCGACAACUGCCGAACCUACAACAGUCCGGAUUCGCCCGUUUUUAAAGCUGCUGUCACCCUGUGCGAAGUCUUUUGGCUGCGCAUGGCGAAAAUGCAGAGGGAAUUGCACAAUGAGUGCAAGGCCGAGGCCAAGACCAGGUGUUCGCGGAAGGCCGCCAUUCCAUUGCCGAUAAAGAUUAAGGUGGAAAACAAGGAUGAGCCCCAGCUAAAGGCAGACGAUCCACCGCCCUCAUUUGAGGCCGUUCCCAAUCUACAACCGAAACCGUUCACGCCCGUGACACCGGCCCGUCGUGGUCGCGGCCGACCUCCGGGGCCGCGAAGUCUUACCCGAGCUGACGCCGAUAGAAAUGCUAUUAUCUCGCAAGCAUUUCCAGCGCUUCAGCGACCCACAAACUUCCUGAAGAACUACGGAACUCGAGUGAAAGUCGAACCACUCCCAGUGGAACCAGUGGAACCAGUGGAACCAUUGGAACCAGUCGAACCAGUCCUUGAUCGCCUCAGCUUAAAGGCUAUCCUGAAACCUUUUGAUCUGAAGAUCGAGCGCACAUACAGCCAGACACUGGUCAAUUCUCUACGUCGUUGUACGGACUCUUGGCCAUUCAACAAUUCGUCGAUCUGGACGCAUUUUGGACAAAAUCUAAAUUAUGACUUCCAUGAUGAGCCUCUGGAUUGGAACAUUCUGGAGAAGAUGCUGGCGGGCGAGCAGUUUAAGGGCUGGAACUGGAUGCUGAUUCAGUUACACGGAAUGCUGCAGAACGCAAUGUCCUGCUUCACCGAAUGCUAUUCGGUCCGCAAAGCGACACAGAAGACCUUCGAAACGUUUGUGGAAAUGAUACCUAAGUAUGAAGAACGCAUGGCGCACGUAAAGGCGACGGCUCAUGAAGAUGUUCGUUUGAAACUUGACGCCAUGACACCAUCUCAAAAAGAGGAACUCCUAAAAUAACUUGAAUUAUACAAGAAAGCAAACAUAAAUCAUUCUAAUUGGGUUUGUAACAGAAAUUUGAAUAAGGAACUAAGGCGCCAUCUAACGUGUUCGUUGCGAAGUACUCACUGCAUGCUUUCUAUCGAUAAUUUCAUUUAUCGCACAAAUAUACCGA